CCAGCUCCUUCCAGCCAGGGAGAUUAAAACAGCUAGUUAAUUUCUUCUAUUCGCAGGAGUCAGAAACGCCUUUGGGAUCUCUGGGUUUUUAACCGUUUCUGACACAGGAGGUAGAUCACCAGCUGCCAAGAUGUCCAGCAAGAGAGCCAAGGCCAAAACCACCAAGAAGCGCCCCCAACGUGCCACUUCCAAUGUCUUUGCCAUGUUUGAUCAGUCACAAAUCCAGGAGUUCAAGGAGGCUUUCAACAUGAUUGACCAGAACCGUGAUGGCUUCAUUGACAAGGAGGAUCUGCAUGACAUGCUGGCGUCUCUAGGAAAGAACCCCACUGAUGAGUACCUGGAGGGCAUGAUGAGCGAGGCACCGGGUCCCAUCAACUUCACUAUGUUCCUCACCAUGUUCGGAGAGAAGCUGAACGGCACCGACCCAGAAGAUGUAAUCCGCAAUGCCUUUGCCUGCUUCGACGAGGACGCGACAGGUUUCAUUCAUGAAGACCAUUUGCGCGAGCUGCUCACCACCAUGGGGGACAGGUUCACGGACGAGGAGGUGGACGAGAUGUAUCGAGAGGCCCCCAUCGAUAAGAAAGGCAACUUCAACUAUGUGGAGUUUACCCGCAUUCUCAAGCAUGGAGCCAAAGACAAAGACGACUAGAGCCGAGAGGCACCCGUCCCACCUUCUGUACACCUUCCAUGCCCCUCCUCCCUGAGCACCCGUGCUGCCUCUGGCCCCGAGUCCCAGCAGGCCGACCCCAUGGAAAAUGCCUCAAAGCACAUGAGAUGAGGCCUUAAUCCUGUUCUGCAUUAGGGAUGAGCUGGCCCACACACAAAUGCCCCUCCCAGGAGAAGAUGAAUCGUCACGCUCCCGUCCCUCAGCCCUUCGAGCAUGUCAACCAUUCCUGGCCUCUGACAAUCUUGUUCGCUGCAGGUCAGUCCAGGUGGCUUCCGUUCCCACACAGAUCUGACUCCUGAAUUUGAGUGCUGUAUGGAGGAGGUGGCCAGAGGAAAGCGGGAUAGUUAUCAUGGGCUCAGCUCACCAGUGCUGUAGCAUCUGGCAAUGUGUAUAUUAUCUAUGGCCACCCAGAGUGUGAACCCCUGAGAGGGCCUGUUGAGGUUGCUGCUUAGCCCCUGGCCAUUGAAUCUCUUCCCGGCGACACCACUCCGACCCUCUCCCUGUAUUUCAGAGCAGGCUCAUACUGGAGCUAAAAGUUCUGUUCUUCUAACCCACUGGGAAUCCCUCCUUGCCCCCCGCCCCAUUCUGCACUCAUAAUAAUUUGCACUUAGAUAGCACCUUUCACCUGAGAAUAGCACAGCACAUGGACCCCUGUGUAUUUUCCCUGCCAUGCCCCAGCCUGUCCGGCACAGAUCCUUGCAGUGGGGUGAACCAGGAGGAGUAGGGGUGGUGAGGUGCUGCAUGGUAGAUGGAGUGUGCACACAAGGCAUUCCUGGGGGUGGCUUUGCCAUGCACAGAUCUUGCAAUCACACCAGGCAAGGGUGGUCAAACCAUUCUGCUGGGGACUAACAUUUGUGUGUCUAAUUAGCCCCUCUCAAUGAGGAACAAUAAAAUCCUGCUCUGCAUUUUACCUUGAUGACAAUGUUUACCCAUAAUCCCCAGCAGUGAGCCUUCCGUUUCAGGGCUGACUUUCCCCAGUGUCGCAGUCCAUAAGACAAGAGCCCUCCCUCACAUUAAGCCAGUCACAGCUCCUGUCACCAGUAUGGGUCUGUCACCCACUGGAAUAAAUGAAUGGCAGUUCCUGAUGUGCAUGCUACACUUAGACUCAAGAGACAGUGGAACAUGGGAUUUGCCAGAAUGGAUAUGAGCCUUGAUCCAUCCAAUCCCAGGUCCUGCCUCCCAUCUCAGCCAAUACCCAGAGCUUGAGAGACAGGUGGGACCUCUCCAGAACUCACCUCACCUAGGGAUGCCCAGAUGAUUCAUGGGCCCCUUCCAUUAAGAAAAGUUGCAAUACUAUAGAAUACUAUAUUCUCAUGGGGUCCCCUAGGGCCCUGGGGCAAAUUGCCCCACUUGCCCCCCCAGGCGGUCCUGACCUCACCAGCUGUGCCAUGCUGGGUACGUAGAGUAGAAAACCUCCUGCAUUCCACUAGACAUUCAUUUUCCACCUGACACACGUGAUUUGAUUACCCCCCCACUCCUUACACACAUACCCUCAGAUAUUAUCCAGCCUGAUUCCCAGGGUAUAUUACGUAAUAUGCAGGGGAUCAUAAACCCAUAUAAACCAUCUCCAUUCAUUUUCCAGCAGUUAUUAUCCAGUGCAAAUCCAGACCCUAAGAACAGUGACAAGAAAAGGAAUACACAACUGCCCCUCUCUUUCAAAAACAAUUGUUUUCUAUUUGAAUAAUUGUGUUUUUGUGGUUUUAGAAUCUGUGAUGUAAGGGGUUCAGAAAAUUGAAAUUACCUAUAAAAUAUAAAGGAUAUAAUACCAA
Molecule: messenger RNA, 2436 nt
Organism: Gopherus evgoodei (Goodes thornscrub tortoise)
Lineage: Eukaryota; Metazoa; Chordata; Testudines; Testudinidae
Gene: MYL9
Product: myosin light chain 9
Exons: 4
Coding region: 131-649 (172 amino acids)
Biological process (GO): platelet aggregation; myofibril assembly
Cellular component (GO): myofibril; cytoplasm; stress fiber
Molecular function (GO): calcium ion binding
Source: RefSeq, a predicted model, not a curated record